AUGCCUGAUCUUCUGGACCUGGAGCUUCAACGUGGAAGGCUGUGUCCGUAUACUGAUAGUAUGGAUAACUCUUUUUUGAUCUCUUAUGUACCUGAUCAGCCGGGGUUGAUGGUUGCGAGUGAAGGCAGCGGGCAUGGGUUCAAGUUUCUGUCUGUGCUUGGAAAGUAUGUUGUUGAUGUCGUUGAGGGCAAAGAAACUGAGUGUACAAAGAUGUUUGCCUGGAGAGAUGUGCCAACAGGCAAGAACAAUGGACUAGAGGAAGGAGAGCAAGGAUGGAGGAUUCUAGACAAACAGAAGUUUGUGCGAAAGGGUGCUUGGAAGUUGCAAGUGAGUCAAGGCUGUGUGGUGCUUACUCUAUGUAUCUCACAAGGUUUCUGUAAGACCGCAGAAUCUCAGCGGUACAUGUGUAUAUAA
This is a messenger RNA of Aureobasidium subglaciale EXF-2481, 414 nucleotides long. RefSeq lists its product as uncharacterized. Lineage: Eukaryota; Fungi; Ascomycota; Dothideomycetes; Dothideales; Saccotheciaceae. The transcript has a single exon. Gene Ontology annotation, molecular function: sarcosine oxidase activity; flavin adenine dinucleotide binding. The record is from RefSeq and is a predicted model, not a curated record. Bases 1 to 414 code for a protein of 137 amino acids.